AUGGAUGAAAAACUUAUCGAUAGUGUGAAAAAGUUUCCGUGCAUUUGGAACACGUCUUCAGAAUUUUACAAAUGCAAUGAAACAAAAGAUGCUGCGUGGAACCAAAUAAUCAUUGAAACAAAAAUAUCGCAUGUGAAAACUGCAAAAUCGCGAUGGAAACAACUAAGAGGUAACCAUCGAGAUGCCUUAAAAAGACAAAAUGCAACACGGAGUGGACAGGCUAGAAAACAACAAAAAGAAUGGAAAUAUCAGAAAGCCAUGUCGUUUCUGUUGCCUUACAUGUGCAACAGAGACCGGUCAUCUUCAAAUCCACCAAAUACCAUUGAUGAGAGUUCACGGGAUUCAUGCAAUUUGUUGCCGUCAAAUUCAAAUAGUCUUCCUUCUGUUGGUGUUCCUAAUAAUUCAACAGCUCUUGAGCCUCUCCCGUCCACAUCCAAAAAAAGAAAGAAUGAUGAAAUUCUAGAUCUAUUGAAAAAAAAUCAAGAACGUCGUGAACUGUUAGAACGAGAACGGAUAGAACUUAAAAAUAUGAUGUCAGCCAGUAAUAAAUACGAUGAAAUAGACUAUUUUUUUUUUAAUUUGGCUGCGUCGACGAAAAAACUACCGUAUUAUUUACAACUUCAAAUUAAAAAAUCCUGCUUUAAUGCGGUAAUAUUAGCUGAAGAAAGUAAUCUUCAAAAUAAUUGGUAUUCUCCAAAUAAUUAUGGUUAUUCUACAGGAUCAACACCUACUCCCGAAAAUGUUAACACUAGUGUCGAUACUCCUACUGCUCCAAGUGAUAUCGAAACUAGUAUCGAUACUCCUACUGCUCCAAAUGAUAUCGAAACUAGUAUCGAUACUCCUAGUGCUCCAAAUAAUAUCAACACUAGUAUCGAUACUCCUAGUGCUCUAAUUAAUAUCAACACUAGUACUGAUACUCCUAGCGCUUCACAAAUUCAAACAAUCCAGGACAUAGACACAUCUGUAUUAGAGCGAACAGGAGCCAAUGAAAAUGCGAGAAUGUGA
Nymphalis io (European peacock) is the source of this 1005-nucleotide messenger RNA. RefSeq lists its product as uncharacterized. Bases 1 to 1005 code for a protein of 334 amino acids. The transcript is spliced from 2 exons. The record is from RefSeq and is a predicted model, not a curated record. Lineage: Eukaryota; Metazoa; Arthropoda; Insecta; Lepidoptera; Nymphalidae. Gene Ontology annotation, biological process: regulation of transcription by RNA polymerase II. Gene Ontology annotation, cellular component: nucleus; transcription regulator complex.